AUGCUGACCCCGGCGUUCGACCUUAGCCAGGACCCCGACUUCCUGACUGUCGCCAUUCGCGUGCCCUACGCCCGGGUCUCCGAGUUCGACGUCUACUUCGAGGGGGUCGACUUCAGGUUCUACGCCAAGCCGUACUUUCUCAGAUUAACCCUUCCUGGAAGAAUUGUAGAAAAUGGAAGCGAGCAGGGAUCCUAUGCUGCAGAUAAAGGAAUUUUUACCAUUCGAUUGCCCAAAGAAACUCCUGGCCAGCAUUUUGAAGGGCUGAACUUGUUAACCGCUCUACUGGCACCAAGAAAAUCCAGGACUGCAAAACCACUUGUGGAAGAAAUAGGUGCUUCUGAGGUUUCUGAGGAAGGAGUAGAAGAUGACGAUGAAGAGUUUGAUUGGGAAAUUGAACAGUCCCCCUAUGAAGAGGUACCAGAAAGUACUUUGAAUCCAGAGUGCCGCUAUGGGUUUGGAAACUUACGCUCGGGAGUGUUUCAGCGGUUACAGGAUGAAUUGAGUGAUGUUAUCGAUCUUAAGGAUCCAGAUUCCACCCCUGCAGCCGAACGAAGGCAGAAACGCCUGGCUGCUGAGCUGGCCAAGUUUGAUCCUGAUCAUUACCUAGCUGACUUUUUUGAAGAUGAGGCAGUUAAACAGGUUUUGGAGUAUAAUCCUUGGGAUUGAUCUGUGUAUUCAAAAAUGAUGGCUUCUUUGGGGAAGAGUAGUCAGGAACAAGAAAAUCUUGCUGCGUUAGUGUCUUUUUCUGAAGAAGAGAAAUAUCAACUGCGAAAAUUUGUCAAUAAAUCUUACCUGCUGGACAAGAGAGCCUGUCGUCAAGUGUACUACAGUUUGAUUGAUAUCCUUCUGGCAUAUUGCUAUGAAACUCGAGUCACCGAAGGAGAGAAGAAUGUUGAAUCCGCGUGGAAUAUCAGAAAACUGAGUCCAACACUCUGCUGGUUUGAGACUUGGACUAAUGUUCAUGAAAUCCUGGUGUCUUUUGGAAGAAGAGUUUUGUGCUAUCCACUUUACCGCCAUUUCAAGCUGGUGAUGCAAGCCUACAGAGACACUAUAAAGAUGUUGCAACUAGGUAAAAGUGCAGUUUUAAAGUGUCUACUGGACAUUCACAAAAUUUUUCAGGAAAAUGACCCAGCUUACAUUCUAAACGAUCUCUACAUCUCAGACUACUGUGUGUGGAUUCAGAAAGCCAAGUCCAGAAAGUUGGCAGCUCUUGCGGAAGCCUUAAAGAAAGCAUCCCCGACCAAGGCCCAGCUGGGGUUGGAACUGCAGGAACUGGAAGCAGCGGCGCUUUUGGUUCAGGAGGAAGAAGCUGCAUCGAAAGCAGGAGCCCGACGCCUUUUCGGGCAGCAGGCGCCUUCCUCCAGCUCUGAGUCAAGCGACUCGGAGGAAUCAGAGAGCAGCACAUCGUCUGAGACCGAGGACUCAGACUCGGAACACGAGGAGCCCAGAGGUGGUGAAUGUGAGGCAGGGCCUUCCUCGCUCGGUCCCUUUGUUGAGGAAAGCAGCACGGCCCUGCUUCCUGACCAUGGUGGGAUGUGCAGAAGCGUGGUCCUCCCAGGGUCUGAUGAUGGUCAGGGACAGCCGCUCGCCUCUCCCCGGGCUCCUGGGACAUCUGAGCCUCUAAUCCAGGAGCUUGGAGAACAACUGGAGACUUCGGUUCAGAUUUCUGAGCCCAAGGGCUCUGCUGCUGGACACGUGCUGAAGAGAGACAGCCGGCAGACACCCAAGAAUUGA
Lipotes vexillifer (Yangtze River dolphin) is the source of this 1734-nucleotide messenger RNA. RefSeq names its product SHQ1, H/ACA ribonucleoprotein assembly factor (gene SHQ1). The record is from RefSeq and is a predicted model, not a curated record. Gene Ontology annotation, biological process: box H/ACA snoRNP assembly. Lineage: Eukaryota; Metazoa; Chordata; Mammalia; Artiodactyla; Lipotidae. Gene Ontology annotation, cellular component: cytoplasm; nucleoplasm.